Molecule: messenger RNA, 811 nt
Organism: Polistes canadensis
Lineage: Eukaryota; Metazoa; Arthropoda; Insecta; Hymenoptera; Vespidae
Gene: mRpL30
Product: 39S ribosomal protein L30, mitochondrial
Exons: 4
Coding region: 188-709 (173 amino acids)
Biological process (GO): translation
Cellular component (GO): mitochondrion; large ribosomal subunit
Molecular function (GO): structural constituent of ribosome
Source: RefSeq, a predicted model, not a curated record
GACUACUAGCGCCGUUAGAAUCAGAUAUAAUACGAUUGAAGAAUUGUAUUAUUAUGUUUUCAGGUGUAUACUUUCAUUUUUUGUACGUUUUAUGCGAAUGUUGAAUGACGGUACAUACGUAAUUACAAAUUUCUAUUUAAAUGUAAAGGGUGAUUAUUUGUAACAAGGAUUAAAUUUGUCAGCGAUAAUGGCAAGCAAAUGGAAAGUUUUGACUAGCUUCGUACGCAAUUACUCUACACCAAAACAGUGGGAAGUAGAUGCAGUCAAAUAUGGAAAAAUUAAAUAUUAUCCAAGAUCACCAAACCAUGAAGAUCCUCCGAUUAUACCAUCGAAGCUUUUAAUGAUCACAUUGGUAAAACCUUUUGCCGGUAAUCCAUAUUGGGAAAAAAAUACACUUAAACAAUUGGGUAUCCAAGAAAGAGGAAGAGAUCCGGUAAUAGUUAAAAAUAUUCCCGAGAUAUGCUCGAUGCUGUGGAGAGUUAAACACCUUGUGAAAAUAACUCCAAUUAAACUACCGGACCAGUUGCCCGAUUCGGAUGAUUUUGGUGGAAGCUAUCUGCACGAGAAUGGAACUUUUUAUGUCAUCCCUAAGAUAGAUCCAUUGCGCAUAGAGAGUACCGACAAAUUUAUAAAUAAUCCCAAAAAAUUAGAAAACAUAAGAUUAAAAGAACAGUUAAGAUUGCAGUGGUUAAACGGUACUUUACCAUAAUAUGUAAUAAGAUGUAUUAAAUGUUGAGCUUAAUCUUAACAGGUAAUAUAAAAGUAUAGUCAUUGAACAAAUAAUAUAUUAUUUAUUCGUGUACCAGAUUAA